Molecule: messenger RNA, 2851 nt
Organism: Hyaena hyaena (striped hyena)
Lineage: Eukaryota; Metazoa; Chordata; Mammalia; Carnivora; Hyaenidae
Gene: CCDC9
Product: coiled-coil domain containing 9
Exons: 15
Coding region: 400-2073 (557 amino acids)
Source: RefSeq, a predicted model, not a curated record
AAAACCGCGCGCGGGCCGGGAAGUUGUGUUCGAGUCGUGGCGGGGGAGUAUUCACUGGGGAGGUUGAGCCAGGUCCGGGAAGUCUCGCCAUUGGGUACCAGACUUGCUUUCGGGAUCUUGUGGAGGUGUUGGGGAGACAGCGGCACCUCUCUCGGGAUGCUGGAGACGUGGGCUUAAGAUGUUCUCCCAGGGUCCGGGCAGCCUAUAGGCGUGGGGUUCGAGCUUGUUUUGAGUGUGGGGUUAUGGGACGAUUCUGAAACGUUCCUGGGAGAGAGGCGGAUUUGGAGUGUUCACAGGGAUGGAACAGCACCAGAAUGGACACGGGAAGGAACCCCUGGUACUGUGUACAGAGUCUGCGGGGGACGUUUGCCGGGACCCUGGCCCCACCUAGCCAGUGGCAUGUCGGCCACACUGGAUCUGAAGUCGAAGGAGGAGAAGGAUGCCGAGUUGGACAAGAGGAUCGAAGCUCUUCGGCGAAAGAAUGAGGCCCUCAUCCGGCGCUACCAGGAGAUCGAGGAGGACCGUAAGAAGGCUGAACUCGAGGGAGUGGCGGUGACAGCGCCCCGCAAGGGCCGCUCAGUGGAGAAGGAGAAUGUGGCCAUUGAGGUGGAGAAGAACCUGGGGCCCUCUCGGAGGUCUCCUCGGCCCCCGCGGCCCCCGGGGGCCAGCAGGGGAGGCCGGGCAGGCGUGGGCCGGGCGGCCCGUAGCUGGGAAGACAGUUCUGGGGAGCAGCCUCGAGGGGGAGCUGGGGGCCGCGGCCGGGGGUCCCCUCACCUCUCUGGGGCUGGAGAUGUCUCAGCUGCCGACCGCAAAUCUAAGCAGUGGGAGGAGCGGCGCCGGCAGAACAUCGAGAAGAUGAAUGAGGAGAUGGAGAAGAUCGCCGAGUAUGAGCGCCACCAGCGGGAGGGCGUGCUGGAGCCCAACCCCGUGCGGAACUUCCUGGACGACCCCCGGCGGCGCAGCGGGCCCCUGGAGGAGCCUGAGCGGGACCGGCGGGAAGGCAGCCGCCGGCAUGGGCGCAAUUGGGGGGGGCCCGACUUCGAGCGGGUGCGCUGCGGCCUGGAGCAGGAGCGGCAGGGCCGCCGCGCCGGGCUGGCUGGCUCGGGCGACAUGACGCUGUCCAUGACGGGCCGGGAGCGGUCGGAGUACCUGCGCUGGAAGCAGGAGAGGGAGAAGAUCGACCAGGAGCGUCUGCAGCGGCACCGCAAGCCCACCGGCCAGUGGCGGCGGGAGUGGGAUGCUGAGAAGACUGAAGGGAUGUUCAAGGACGGCCCUGCCGCUGCCCUCGAACCAUCCCACCGCUAUGAUGAUCAGGCCUGGGCUCGGCCCCCCAAGCCCCCCACUUUCAGGGAGUUCCUGUCCCAGCACAAAGCAGAGGUCAGCCGCAGGAAGAGGAAGAGUAGCCGACCGCAGACCAAGGCGGCCCCUCGUGCCUACAGUGACCAUGAUGACCGCUGGGAGACGAAGGAGGCAGCGUCCCCAGCCCCUGAGGCCCCACAGCCCCCUCCACCAACGGAGAAGCCCUCGCAGCCACUGGAGACCCCAGCUCCUCCUGCCCACCGGCCUCCAGAGGACGAGGGGGAGGAGGACGAGGGGGAGGAGGAGGACUGGGAAGAUGUGAGUGAGGAGGAGAUCGAGGAGGAGGAAGAGGAGGCCAUCGAGGAGGAAGAAGAACCAACCCAAGACCACCGCCCCCAGGAGGCUGAGCCCACCGGAAGCCCCACCGGUGAGCAGGCUGCCAAGGAGCCCCCCAGGCCAGAGGAGCCCCUGCUGCUCCCCCAGGCCCCUGCCACGCCUUCUAGCCCCUUCUCGCCCCCCGGGGGCCACCAGCCCGUGUCUGACUGGGGUGAAGAGAUGGAGCUGAAUUCUCCCCGGAACGCCCACCCGGCCGACGCCCUCCCCCUCUCUCCGGGAGGUGACCAGCCAGCCCCUGCCUCCCUGGAGAGUGGGCCCCGCCUCCCAGGAACCCCGGAAGCCGAAGAGGAAGGGUCUGAGGCAGCCUCAGAGGCGGGCACCGAGGGCCAGGAGACCGCGGAGAUCACCGACUUCCAGAGGGCCUCCCCGAAUUCCUGAAGACGCUGCUGGGAGGGGACUGAAGCUUCCCCGCCUUGACGGGGAGGGGGCGGCAGGAGGGGGUUCGUCUGGAUUUCUAGGCGGCGCUCUCUCCUUCCCGGAGACCGCUCUGGAUCCCAUGGCUUUAGGGAGAGGGAGAAGUUGAGGGUGGUGGGGAGGCCUUGGGGAAGGGGCGUGACUGGGUUACGGGGCAGAGCUGGAGCUUCGGGGCGUGGAGUUCAGAUUUCUGGACUCGAGGUACGGAGGAGGUGCCGCCAAGGGCGUGGUUAGCGUGCCUGGGCGGGGCCACCAUUCUGGCGGGUGGGGCCAGAGCGCCGGCAGGCCUUAGAUGUGGGAGGGGGCCACGACAGCCGGUUUAGAUGCGAGUUCCUAACGCGGGUGUAGGGGGCAGCUCUCGGUGGAGGGCGUGAUCACUACGGUGCUAGAGCCAAGGGAGCGAGGCGGCGGGAAGGUGCGGAGCCUGGAGUAGAGAGUGUAAAUCCAAGGAGAGGAGCGGGUGGCUUCGAAUGCUAGAAUCGAGUGUGACUCAGAGAAAGGCAAGUUAGAAGCGGGGUGGGCCUGCGGCCAAGGCGGGGCGGGGUUUGUGAGGCCUGAACCUGGUAAGGGCUUGGGGCUCGGAGGCUGGGCUGGAUGCCUGGGAGAAGUCUGUAUCCCGAAAAGGGACGGGGUUGGGGCGCGGGGAGGAGGCCAGGAGGAAGGCGGGGAUAAGCGCUGGGCGGGUUCGCCUGUCCGAGGUGUGGGCGUCACACCUACGCCUCGCAGGAGUUGACCGCUGUAU